Salvelinus sp. IW2-2015 is the source of this 1398-nucleotide messenger RNA. NCBI's taxonomy places the organism in Eukaryota, Metazoa, Chordata, Actinopteri, Salmoniformes, Salmonidae. The record is from RefSeq and is a predicted model, not a curated record.
UUGAAGCAGCUUGGAACUUGGCUAUGGUUCCAGACCGGGUAUACUGUAUUAAAGGGAGCUAUACUUCAUCUCAAUUUAGCUGUGUUGCAUGCACUGUCCUCGACCUAGACUAUUUGCUAUUAUUAAGCAGAGUACUACCUGCGUUAUCCAAAAGUAACAACUCAGCAAACACACCAAGUCUAUUUUAAAAAGGACAGUUGGGCUAUAAAUUAGGUAUCCUUAUUCUUGGGGAUAGACUAUUUUCUGCAAAGUGAGUUGUAUCUUAGCCUGUGCUCCUCUGUUUUCUCAAGGGGAGCGAGCCACUGCAGUAGCGGUAUGAGAGUCCAAGAAAAAGAGAAUGGCAUAAACCGAGAAGAGAUGCACAGAGGAGAGAAGUGAUCUGGCUACCACGGAACUCAGUGCAGACGAAGUCUAUUGUCUGCAAUCUGUACUCUACUCUCUACAGUUGGGUUUUGCCGCUGCCAAUGAAAAUGAAGACGGUAUGCAGAUGGAUUGGUCAAGACAAGCUUCCAAUAUAGAUCUAGAUCUAUAGAUCUGCUGCAUGGGAUGUGUUUGAAGAGACUGACUGAUCUACUGCUGGAUUCUAGCAUCACCACCACCCAUGAUUAGUGGCUGACAUGAGCUCAGAGGGAAACACCAGUGAGGUCUGGAAGUGUCAGUUGCCCUCAGGAGGAAGCUGAGUGUCUCUGAGACAUUCUCUGUGUGAGACCUGGAUGAGACGAGAAGAGAAGGAGAAGUAGUGAUAACAUUUCCCACACAGAGGACCUAAAACCAUGGGCUUGUUAUGGUGCCAGGCACGCCGGACUGAAGUGUGUUCCUAGCCCAUCAGUAGCACCACCACCCCCCUCAACCCUCCUCCCCCCAACCCCAUGUCAGACCUUUCUCUAAAUGAUGGACAUUUUGUGGAAGACGCUGACUUGGAUAUUGAUAUUGAGCCUGGUGGUGGUCAUGGCUUCCUCUGAAUUUCAAAGACUUUCGCACAACUCACAAGACGAGUACCUGUCCUACUUGCAGCACUACCAGCUGACUGUGCCAGUGCGAGUGGACGAGAACGGGGACUUCCUCAGCUACACUGUGAAACAUCACAAGCCCGGUCGCAGGAGACGAACCGCYGACGCCACCAACACCACCAUCGGCCCAGAGCCAACCGACCACGCCGAACAGGACCCGGCCCAGUCCCGGCUCUUCUACAGACUGUCGGCUUACGGAAAGCACUUUCACUUAAACCUGACCCUCAACCCCCACCUGGUGUCCAAACAUUUCACGGUGGAGUACUGGGGGAGAGAGGGCCUGGAGUGGAGACAUGACAUGGUGGAGAACUGCCACUAUGUAGGAUACCUGCAGGAUCAGUACAGCUCCACCAGAGUAGCGCUCAGUAACUGUAAGGGCUUGUUUUGA